UUUUUUUUUUUUUUUGAUGUAGAGGACUGAGAUUGGAAGCAAAGCUAGGAGUUACAGCAGUAUCUAUUUGUUGUUUAGUUAUAUUGCUAAGGGUAGUGAUGUAUCUGUUGAUAGAUACGGAUCAUAUCCUUUGGUGUUUGGUAUUGAUCAAACCGUACCAAAUUUUGGAUCGGGGCCUAUAUUUGAAGACUCUGAUGAUGAGUAAUUAUUUUAUUUGAAUUUGUUGCUAUUUAUUUUGGCUUCUAUAUAUUUUAUUUAGUUAAUGAUUAAUAUUCUGUUUUAAAAAUUUAUGUCGAUCUAACUCAUUAUAUCAUAUUAGCGAUGGUUCGAAUUAUUCUUAUUGGCGUUAUCUAUCUUAAUAUGGUGUGAGUUUUGUUUUGUGUAUAAUCUAGAGAUUCACAUAGUUAUUAAUAUUAUUUUGUUGCUAUUCUUAUGUUUUAAAUAGUUAUUAGGAAAAAGAUAUUUUUAAAAUUUAAAAAUUUGUGGCUAUGACUGCUUAGUUCAAUUUCCACCGUGUAUGUGCACUGUAAACAAUUGGUUCAUUUAUUUCGAGAUUUUCUAUCUCUCUCUGAUUCCUAAAAGAAAACUGAGGGUCUUGGGCGGUGGUUUCGUUCAAAGAUGUCCGAGCAAAUCUACCUUUCUAAUCUUGCUCGAGGUAGGACGGUUAAGUACGUUCGGGUAAAGAUUCUGAGUCUUUGGAGGGUUCGCAUCUACGGAUUUAGGUGUAAAACAGAAAUGCUUCUUGCCGACGAGCAGGGGACAAAAAUUGAGGGUACAAUCGGUUGUGGUCCUUUCCAUAACGUUGAUAUGAGGGAGUUAAGGGAAGAUGCGUGGUAUACUAUUUCUGACUUUGUUGUUUUUGUUCCGAUCCGGAGGACCCCGAACACACUUCACCCUUUCCAUAUCAAGUUCCACAGUGAUACAAAGAUGACAUUGAUUUAUAAUCUAUACUCGCUCAAUUUUUUUGUGUUUGCAAAAUAUUCUGUCAUUAAGAGGAGGCUUUUGGAGGCAAAUCGUCCCUUUGAUUUAUGUGGAGUUGUGGUCUAUGUGUCCGAAAUUAAAAGGAUGACUUAUGUUCCCGGAGAGUAUGAUGCAAGUACUGCAUGCAAUUAUCUAUAUUUCCGUCUCAUGGAUCAGAAAGGUAGGGAGCUGCCAUGUUUUGCGCUUGGUCAUUAUGCUGCUGAUUUUAUGAAUGUGUGGACAAGCCGAGGCUACCAGGCUUCAUUCCGUUAUCAACCUGUUUUCUGUGUGUUGCGUUUCUGGAAAGUCGAUGAGUUCAUGGGUGAACCUUCUAUCUCCACCAGAAUUGGUUGUUCUAAGAUAUAUCUUGAGCCAACAUUACCGGAGAUCAAGGACUUGAGGAUGAUGUCUGUUUUCAUAGCUAGGGCAACAUGGGCUAUUGAAGAAGGUGAGGAUUGUGAUGACGCCGGUGAAGUUGUUGAUCACAAUUUUUAA
This is a messenger RNA of Arabidopsis lyrata subsp. lyrata, 1455 nucleotides long. RefSeq lists its product as uncharacterized. The record is from RefSeq and is a predicted model, not a curated record. NCBI's taxonomy places the organism in Eukaryota, Viridiplantae, Streptophyta, Magnoliopsida, Brassicales, Brassicaceae. The transcript has 6 exons. The coding region runs from base 619 to 1455 and encodes 278 amino acids.